UCUCUCUCUCUCCUCUUCUUAAGAGCCUUCGAAAUGUCUCCGGUCAUUGUCACACUUCUCCCAUCAUUGCCCCGAAAGCGAAGUUUGAGCAAGGAGACCAAACGAGACGGACGGUGGUGGUCGCCGCCGGAGCAAACGGAAGAAGCGCCGGCUAGCUCGCCGGAGGAGCUGGGACCGCUGCGGUCGAGUUCGACGGCGGUCGGGGUUCCGCUGAAUGGAGAGCUUCGUCAAGCUGCCGGAGCGCGAUAGCCUCCUCGCGUUGGACGGAUGCGCGCUCAAGAGGAAGAGAGGAGCCCGGGAGCCGACCUCGCGCGAGUCCACUGCCGAUGGUUCGAACAAGAAGGCGCCGGACGUUUCGGCGGAGGAGGACGGGCCGGUGAGGCCGGUGCUCGGCGGCGGAGAAGGGGAGGGAGAUGUGCGGAGCCUGACGAGCGUGUCUCACGGGUCGAUGUCGGUGAUCGGGAGGCGGAGGUCGAUGGAGGACGCGGUGACGGUGGCGCCGGGCGCCGCGGCCGGGAAGUUGGGCUCGUACGACUUCUUCGGGGUGUACGACGGGCACGGCGGCGCGAACGUGGCGAACGCUUGCCGCGACCGGCUGCACAAGCUGCUAGCGAAGGAGAUGGAGGGGAGGGAUGACAUCUGCCGUGACGGGUUUGGAGAGAGCGAGUGGAGGAAGGUGAUGGAGGCAUCUUUCGGGAAGAUGGACGAGGAGGUUGGAGGGAAGGGAGUGGACUCGUCGAUGAGGACGGAAGGGUCGACGGCCGUCGUGGCGGUGGUGGGGCUGGAGGAGGUUGUGGUGGCGAACUGCGGGGAUUCGCGAGCGGUGUUGUCUCGCAGCGAAGUGGCCGUGCCCUUGUCUCGUGAUCACAAGCCUGACAGGCCAGAUGAGAAGGAGAGAGUGGAAGCAGCUGGAGGAAGGGUCAUAGAUUGGAAUGGAUCCCGUGUCCUCGGCGUGCUUGCUACAUCGAGGUCAAUAGGAGACUAUUAUUUGAAGCCAUACGUGAUAGCGGAGCCGGAGGUCACGGUAAGCAAGAGAACAGAGUUGGACAACUUCCUCGUGAUAGCAAGUGAUGGUUUAUGGGAUGCGAUCUCAAAUGAGGUCGCCUGCCAGGUCGUGAGGAGAUGCCUCGAUGGACAAAUAAAGACGAGGUCCCCCGAGGAGCUGAGAGGAAGUUGCGCCGCCGAGGCGGCAGCGGUGCUAGCUGAACUGGCCAUGGCUCGAGGUAGCCACGACAAUAUCAGCGUGAUUGUGGUUGAGCUGAACAAACCGAACUCGAAGAGUCCUUAAGAAGAAGUUCCUCUUCAUUUGGGUGGUUGUAGUGACCUCCUGUCACCAUGUAAACUGGUAGAAUGUUCCGACCAAAAAAAAAAAAACACUGGUAGAAUGAGAACGUUUCUUUAUAUCCCCAAGUUGGGCUAUCAAUGUUCAUCUUGUGUAAUCUCUUGUACUGACUUCAAGUUGAUAUUAAAAUGCCACGUCCUUCGUAUCA
Molecule: messenger RNA, 1490 nt
Organism: Syzygium oleosum
Lineage: Eukaryota; Viridiplantae; Streptophyta; Magnoliopsida; Myrtales; Myrtaceae
Product: probable protein phosphatase 2C 8
Exons: 3
Coding region: 215-1288 (357 amino acids)
Biological process (GO): protein dephosphorylation
Cellular component (GO): cytosol; nucleus
Molecular function (GO): protein serine/threonine phosphatase activity; cation binding
Source: RefSeq, a predicted model, not a curated record